AUGGCUAGGAAGAAAGUGACCCCUGAGAACAAUUCACCCAUUGCCGCUGGGCCUUCCACCGAGGCCUUGCCCACAACUCCGAUGACUGAGGGCAAUAAAGGCCCAGCCGUAUACUUUCAACUGGCAGAUGGGUCAAGCAAGACCAAGAGAAGAUUGAAGCACGAUGUAUCAUUCGAUUCCGUCCUAUCGAAAACACUCAGCAAAUUAGUACCCGAUGUUGAUUCACAACAAAUCAGGUUAUCUCAUGUACGAGCGAAUGGUAGAGAGGUGGAUCUCAUAGAUGAUUACGAUUAUGUCUCCUUCCAGCGUAGAGCUCUCGAUAAUCCCUCGCAAACCCAAACGAUCAAAGUAUAUAUACCUGGAUCGUCCGCUCAGAAUCUAAUCGCAUCAUCCAUCUCGAUACCUGAACAUCCUCAAACUCCCUCACCUGCCGGGUCAGUGAAUAACAGCGUCAAUAUAUUUGAAACUCCGAAAGGGCAACCUAAGAGAGACAGGAAGGGGAAGCAGAAGGCUGAUGCUACAAUCAGCCAGUCAGAAGUCCCUGAAGACACACAACAGUCUCAAUCAGCCACUACACCUGCUCGCGGUCAUGUGGAAGUACCGAAAUCAUCCAAGAAACGGGAACGGAAAACGUCAGAACCUAUAAAACUCCGCACAUCAUCGUCCUCAUUCGACUCUCCAUCAGCUGCAGAUCAUCCUCCAUCGUUGACCAAAGAUAGUAUAUCAACUUCACCGACGAAGAACUCUCUUGCUUCGCCAAAGAAAAGCAAGAAGCGUAAGAGAUUAUCGGAAGUACCCCCCGAUUUCCGGAUCCCACUUGUACUUCCUGCGCCUUCUACCUCCUCUCCAGCCGAAGAUACAUCUUCUUCACGAGAACGAAGGUCAAAAAGUCCUGAGAAGAAGAAGAGGCGGAAAAGCAAAAAGGAUCAGGAUGAUACCCCUGUUGAAUCGCCACUCGUCGUCCAGCCUUCAUCCGCUCUCCAGAUUCAGUUGUCAUCAGCCAGUCCAUCGGUACCUCCUUAUUUGAAGCUGAACAAAUACAAGCCUGCUACGCCUAGUCCAUUGGGGCGCAUGCCCAGUCCCUCAGUAGAUGGUGAGGCUGAAGAAGAUUUUCAUGAUGGCUCACCUGACGUAAGGAUUUCCGAGGAGCUCCCAAAAUCACCUAUAAAAGGGAAGAAGAAGAGAAAGAACCAAGAGAAGGAUAAGGUGAAGAACCAGCUAGAGGAACACGUUGAAAACGCAGAAACUCAUACAUUAGUCGAGGAAUCAGGUGAAUCACAGGAUAGGGGCGAGGAAAGGGAGGAGAUCCAAGUAGAUGGAACGGCUGCAAAGGAAAAACCGAAAAAGAGAAGUAAGAAGGCGAAGAAGAAGGAUCCGGUUGUUGAGACUGCAUCGGAAGUCCAGGAACCUCAAGCUGAGCCACAAGUGGAAGCCAUCGAGACUGUCGAUACACCAACACAAUCGAAGAAAGCGAAAGAGAGGGCCAUUUUCAAAGCGAAACAGCAAGAAGUCCGAGAUGCCCCUGAGACUGAGGUAGAGACGGUGGAAAACGUACCGCAAGUGACUGAGGAGGUGAUGGAAGUGGAUCAAGAGGAACCAGCAUCUCCUAAAGUAGUCACAGCUACGUCCAGAAAGAUCAACUCCAAGGUCAAAUCAGCAGCCCCAAAAGUCCGCAAGGUCAUCCCUCUUUCCUCACCUUAUAUCCUUUACGUACGACCCAACCAUCCUCUACCUUAUAUCACUUCGAAAUACAAUUCAUCUACAAUCGAUCGAAACCCUCUUAAGACCUAUGGGAAAUCUGUGAAACCGAUUUAUCCACCCACUGAAGACGUUGAGAAGAGCGACGAUGACGCUAUAUCGUUGGAAGAGGAGGAGUUGCCGAAAUCACCAGAACCACCAAAGAGGGCGGAAGUGGCCCAGAAGAAGAAGAGGAAGUCCGCUCCAGCAGAUGAACAGAAUGAGAAGCAUAGGGAGACGGCGGGAACCGGUUCAUCCCCACUCUCCUCCAAGCAGCUACAUUCGCCGCACUCCACUACUUCGACCACCGAAUUGUCGAAACAUGGGAGACAUAUUCCAUCCGAACAUCACUUGAAUGUGGACGCCCGCGGACAUUGUCUCAUCUGCCUUGGCGAUCCACACCUGCAAAUCAAUUGUCCAGCUGUCGCAAAAGGUCUUGAUCAUCUUAGAGACCUGUUUGAGGAGAGGAAGAAGGACAAAAACAGUCCUCUGUAUGAUAACACCAUGGAGGCAUUCGAUAUAUGGUUCAAUCGCGCCGAUAAGAUUGCUAGCAGUAUCACCGGUGUCAAAUCCCCUUCGGUUCAUUCUAUAACGAACGGGCACGAAGGCACCUCUAGUUCAACCCCUGACCAACCUUUGACUUUAAGCCCUAACCGGAAAUCAACUUUGUCAAAAAAAGGAGUAGUCAUCUCGUCAACCUCUGCAGUCCAAACUGUGGCCAGGUCUCCUCCACCGCCGAUGGUAAACCUUGAAUCUGAACAACAGGAGGCCGCCGGCCCGGAAGCUGAACCAAGAUCAGCACCUUCAACUCCAUCAGAGGAGGUCUCGGACCCAGAAUUGCCAGCAUCACCAUUAUCCCCAACACCAGGACCAGCAGUGGCUCCAGUACGCCCCUCCCAGCAAUCUCAAUCUGCUCAAUCACCUUCAAGAGAGCACAGUGCACCUCCAAUAUACCUCAAGGCUCUCGCCACCAAAGCAGGUUCGGUAUCUGGUCUUAGCGUAUCUGAUGCUGUAAUCGAGACUGGCAGCUCGGAGUCGGAAAGUGAUAGUGACAAUGGUUCUGGCUCUGGUUCAGAUGAAGACUCAGAUGCCGAAAGUAAUAGCUUGAGAGGCUCAGAAUCAUCAAAUAAACGCAGUCAGAGAGGGAGCCGAUCCUGCUCUCCUGCUUCGAUCGCUCGGUCUCCUUCUCCCUCCUUGAUGCAAGACUCCGGCUCCCUUGCUACACCUUCACUAAACGAUUUCUUGUCGAUGCCACUAUCCCAGAAGCUCAAGCAGCGAGCUCGAGCAUCCGCUGCCGGAAUGAUGCAGGUUGAGCUGGAUGAGGAAAUUCAAGAUGAAUCGGACAACGAAUCGAGUCCCGAACGUCAACUGCCUCCUGCAUCCUUUGCUGGCCGAGCACGAAGAGGAUCAGAAAGCUCGGUAGGAGAGUUCGCCGAUGAGAAGUCUGAUGAAGACGCAGAUAUGGAAGAAGAUGAGGUGUUUCCUUUUACCCAGUCAGUCCCUGUACAGCCCAUUCAGAAAGAACAGGCAGACACAAUCGAAACUGCGCCGGAAGAAACGAGAAAAUCGGAUUCACCACCUCCUUCGGAUCAAUCUAAACGCUCUUUCACCGAUCUUGCGGACGUAUCUAGCCCUACACCUAUCGUAGCCGAAUUUCCCGGGUCAAUAGCCCUACAAGAAGCUAUCGAUGAGGAUGAUGCUCAGGAAAGAGGGAUGGAUGUCAAUACAUCAGCUAGACCAGAAGAAUCGAAGACAGGACAUAUCAUAUCUCAAGGUCUCAUGUCUCCCCCUUCCUCCACAGGUGAAGACUUACCGGAGGAGCCGUCCGAACCUAUGCCAGCUACUCAAAUCGUCAAUGGCGAUACUCAAGAUGAUCAAGCCACUCCUAAACCACUCAAUAGGCGUGUUACCCGUGGUAAAGCGAGAGACGAAGCUGAGCUUGCUCCUCCCAUCGACAUCCGCCUCUCUUCCUCUCAACCUGCAGCCACGACAACCGGUAGGCGGCUUCGUUCUAUGUCUCGAGAGCUGAGCGCCGAACCCGUGUCGCCUCGAAGGACCACUCGACGAGUCUCAUCAUCACAGCCUGAACCAGCUAGCCGAAUGAAAUCAACAUCACCUCCUUCCAUUCUUCCCGCCCGACGAAACUCAAAACGAACCACACCUUCCUCUCAGAUUGACGAGCUAGCUUCAUCUCCUGCGGUACCCCUUAGACGAAGCUCAAGGAGGGCCUCAACACCACUCAGAUCAUCUCAACCUGAUCAACUGGAAUCUUCACCUCCAAAUGUGAUGAGAACUCCAGCUCCGAUAGCCGAAGAAGAUGAAUCCGAAGUAGACGAGUCGGAACCACAGCAAACCCCCGAAGAAUUGAAAACUCCCCUCGUCCCGGAAACACAAGAAAGUCUUCCUCGUCAUGGCUUACGAACUAAACCUUCACCUCUGUUCAUGUCCCAGGGAUCUCAGAUCCCUCAGACUCAAGCUUACAACAUCUACCCUAAUCUGCCUUCGUCCGAUGCUGGCGCAAGUAUCGAUGAGACCCCCAAAGGAAGAACGAACGAAAUUGUAGAAUCGCCGCAGUCUUCGAGGAAGACCAACAAAUUGGGGCGGAAGGCCAAUUUGAGGUUCACUAGUCCUAUCGUUGAAGAUAUACAUGAGGAGGAAGACGCAGACCGAGCUGAUCAAGUGAAAGAUUCACAAUCUCUAGAUGAAUUCGAUCACGACUCAGACAAGGACGAGAAUGGGAAUGGUGAACCCGCUUUAUCUGAAGGAGCAGCAUCGGAAUCGGAAUCGGAAUCGGAAGACGAGAUUCCUCCUGUACCACUUCCGAAAUUACGAUCGUCCAGAUCCACACCGUCUUUGUACCCUGGUUUACCUAAACCCAAAGCGCUGUCAUCGUCUCAGCCACAGCCGACCGCUCCUAUCCCAAGCGCCUUCCCUGCUUUAUCAGCACUGUCCAAAGACUUCAUUACUCGAAGGGCAUCUUUCGGUGUCGGAGCUGGAUCACAGCACAAGACAGCUCACUCCAGGAUGAGUCUCCCUGCGAACGGUUUCUCGAAAUCUCAGCCUAAUCCCAAGAGCGAUGAUGAGAGUGACAGUGUUUCAGGAUCAGACUCCGACUCGAGUGAAGAAGAGAAAACACCCGCAGGUUUGAAGGGAAGAUUCGCAAAGGGUGGUAGAGAGAAGAAGAGGGUAUCGGCGAGUCAACCUAACAUUGGGUGGUGA
Molecule: messenger RNA, 4956 nt
Organism: Kwoniella botswanensis
Lineage: Eukaryota; Fungi; Basidiomycota; Tremellomycetes; Tremellales; Cryptococcaceae
Exons: 4
Coding region: 1-4956 (1651 amino acids)
Source: RefSeq, a predicted model, not a curated record